AUAGUCAUCAAAACUAAAACCUCACAUUGAGACGUUCCAUCUGCUUAUUGUUCUUCUUUGGCUCUCAAUAUUGCUCUGAGUUUACGAUUUGCGUUUGGGUUCUGAACCAGAAAUGAUGAAGGGUUCGAGGAUGGCCAGUCAGCUCCUAAAGCAGCUCCGGCCGCGGCUUUUUUCCACGGCAACCCUGGGCGAACCGGCUACAGAUAUUUUGACGACCGGGACUUAUUCUAAUUUCUUCCACACAACGACGGGCGUACCAGUUCGAACCGGCAUGGCUUGGGUCAGGUUACCAGCGGUUGGUGUACGGCAUGGAAGUACUUUGACCUCGAACAAGGAAGGGGAAGAGAAAGAAGUGAAAACCAGUUCUGGUUCAGCCGCGGGUGAACCAAAGGAGAAGGCGAUGAUCACUAGUUACUGGGGUAUAUCUCCUUCUAAGGUUACUAAGGAGGAUGGCACGCCGUGGAAGUGGAGCUGCUUCAUGCCUUGGGAGACGUACAAAGCGAAUACUUCAAUUGAUGUAAAGAAGCACCACGUCCCAUCUUCAUUGUUGGAUAAAUUAGCUUUCUGGACCGUCAAGGCUCUCAGAUACCCAAGUGAUCUCUUUUUCAAGACACAAUACGAUAGCCGGGCUAUGUUGAUUGAAACAAUAGCAGCCGUGCCAGGGAUGGCUGGAGGAAUGCUUUUGCACUUAAAGUCCCUGAGGCGAUUCGAACAGAGUGGAGGAUGGAUUAAAGUUCUGUUAGACGAAGCAGAGAACGAGAGAAUGCACCUUAUGACUUUACUGGAAGUUGCUCAGCCAAGUUGGUUCGAACGAGCUCUUGUGUUCGCAGUUCAAGGAGUGUUCUUCAAUGCCUACUUCGUGGGUUACUUGAUCUCUCCCAAGUUCUCUCACCGAGUUGUAGGAUACUUGGAAGAAGAAGCGAUUCACACCUACACCGAGUUCUUGAAGGAACUUGAUAAGGGUAAUAUUAAGAAUGUCCCAGCACCGGCUAUCGCCAUCGAUUACUGGCAGAUGGCGCCGGACUCCACACUCCGGGAUAUGGUGAUGGCCUUGAGGGUGGAUGAGGCCCAUCACCGUGACGUUAACCACUUUGCAUCGGACAUACACCACCAAGGACUUGAACUGAGGGAAGCCCCUGCUCCACUUGGAUAUCACUAAAUUCUUGCAAUGGAGGGACAACAUUGAAUUUAAAGGAAAAAAAAUUACCCAGUGAAAAGUUUGAAGCAUUAUAAAAAAUGGAUUUUUAUUUAUUUGUCGUUGUAAAAUGUAAAUGUACCAGGGAAAAGGUUCUCUCAGCCAAAGGCGUAUAGCCAUAUAGUAUGAUUGCUCAUAUUCAUGAUUAUAAUAAUAUUUUUUUGUAAUAAAAUAAAUAAUGAUUGGAAAUUAAAAUCAAUGUGAUGGGAGGAUGUAGGUUAUUUUAAUUACUUAGAGAACACUCUUUCAUUAAUUAUAGGGAUUGAGUUCUCUGUC
Messenger RNA from Macadamia integrifolia, 1471 nucleotides. Its product is annotated as ubiquinol oxidase 2, mitochondrial-like. The record is from RefSeq and is a predicted model, not a curated record. The transcript is spliced from 4 exons. Gene Ontology annotation, cellular component: mitochondrion. Lineage: Eukaryota; Viridiplantae; Streptophyta; Magnoliopsida; Proteales; Proteaceae. The coding region runs from base 113 to 1159 and encodes 348 amino acids. Gene Ontology annotation, biological process: alternative respiration. Gene Ontology annotation, molecular function: alternative oxidase activity.